Messenger RNA from Strongyloides ratti, 1542 nucleotides. RefSeq names its product Sialin. Lineage: Eukaryota; Metazoa; Nematoda; Chromadorea; Rhabditida; Strongyloididae. Gene Ontology annotation, biological process: transmembrane transport; monoatomic anion transport. The transcript is spliced from 2 exons. Bases 1 to 1542 code for a protein of 513 amino acids. Gene Ontology annotation, molecular function: transmembrane transporter activity. The record is from RefSeq and is a predicted model, not a curated record.
AUGUCUGAAGAAACUAUAAAACAUUCAUUUAUUCAUAUUAAAUCAAGAAGAUUUCACGUUACAUUAUUAUUAAUGGUUGGUGUAUGUUUAUUUUUUUUUGCCCGUACAAAUUUAGGACUUUCAAUGGUUUGUAUGAUAAAUUCAACUGCCGUUAAUUUAGAAAAUUUUAAUAUAAAUAGUAACAAAACAAUUGAAAUUCCAAAUAAAUGUAUUAAAGUUUCUUUUAUAAAUAAUAGUUAUGAAGAAAAAACAAAAAAUUAUGGAGGAACAUUUGAUUGGAAUAUAAAUGUACAAAGUUUAAUUUUAUCAGGAAAUUUUUAUGGUGCCAUUUUAACUAUUGUACCUGCUGGUAUAUUAGCUGAUAGAUCAUCUCCAAAAAAUCUUUUAUUAAUUUCUAGUGCAUUUUUUUUUGUUGCUAGUGUUCUUUUUCCAUAUUUAGCAUAUAAUUAUAGUUAUACUCCAUUAAUUAUUUCAAGAAUUAUUAUGGGUCUUGGUGAAGGUAUAUCAUCACCAGCUUUUAAUCAUAUAUUAUCAAAUUGGAUACCAAAAGCUGAGUCACCUGUAGCAAUAUCAAUAUAUACAAGUGGUGUUCAACUUGCCUGUUUUAUUGGUAAUCCUAUAACAGCAUACUUUUGUGAAAGUACAUUUGGAUGGUCAGGUGUUUUUUAUUUAUUAUCAUUUUGUCUUAUCAUUUGGUCUUUGUUAUGGUAUAUUACAGUACAAAAUAAAUUUCAUAAAGCUAAAUGGAUGCAUGAAACUGAAAGAAUUUAUCUUGAAAAAUAUAUGACUACUCAUAAAAAUAAAGGAGUAUCAAAAAAAUUUUCAAUACCAUUAAAAUCUAUGAUAACAUCUUUACCAUUAAUUUCAACAUUAUUGUGUAAUUUUUUUGCUAUGAUGUAUAAUUUUUUUGUUACAAUGUACCUUCCAACAUAUUUUAAAGAUACACUAUAUGUUUCUAUUAUGAAUAAUGGACUUUAUAGUUCAUUACCAUUUAUUGCUCAAGGUAUAUCAAAAAUUGGUUGGGGUUAUUUUAUGACACAUUUACAAAGAAAAAAUAUUUUGACAUCAACACAAUCAGUUAAAUUAACUCAAAUACUUUCUGGUUUAGGAGUUUCUAUUGGUUUUUAUAUUUUACCAUUAUUAAAUGAUUGUACAAAACCAUACCUAUCUGUUGGAUGUUUUAUAUGGAUAUCAACAUUUUUUGGUAUAUCUGCAUCUGGUUUUCUUGUUUCUCAUAUCAUUUUAGCACCAGCAAUUAUUGGUUUUGUAUCUUCAAUAUUUAAUGUAACAGGUAUCUUAGGAGCAAUAUUUUCACCAUGGUUAGUUUCAUCAUUAAAAAAUCAUAAUGAUCCAAAUGGUUGGGAUGUAGUAUUAUAUGUAUUAGGUAGCCUUUGGUUGUUAUCAUCAAUAUUUUUUUUUCUUUUUGGAUCUGGUGAACCACAAUCAUGGGGUUUAAAAAAAGAAUUACAUCAAGAUGAUUUAUUAUUGAAUAAUAAAAAUAAUAAGAACGUUUCAUUAAUUUUAAAUGAAACAAAUUUAUAA